Molecule: messenger RNA, 2244 nt
Organism: Opisthocomus hoazin
Lineage: Eukaryota; Metazoa; Chordata; Aves; Opisthocomiformes; Opisthocomidae
Source: RefSeq, a predicted model, not a curated record
AUGGCUGCAAGGUGUGGCCCGACGGGCAGAGGGGUUCUUCUCCUGGGGCUGGGGCUGUCCAUCCUGCUGCCCCGCGCAGGCUGUGGCCCCCAGCCCUCUUGGGGCUACGCUGCCUACGAGAUAGUCGUCCCGAGCAAACUCGGCCCCAAGGCAGGGAAAGCCGGCCCCGACGAAGUGUCCUAUAGCCUCAGCAUUGAGGGGGUGAAUUACACGAUUUGCCUCAGGCAGAAAGACUUUGUAAUAAAAAAAUUCCCUGUCUUCACUCGUGACUCGCGAGGGGAAAUCGUGGCCAACCAGCCCCACGUGCCAGCAGAUUGCUAUUACCACGGCUACGUGGAAGGCGUCGCAGGGUCCGCGGUGACUCUGACCGCCUGCGCCGGGCUCAGAGGACUGCUGCAGGUGGGGGACUCCAGCUGCAGCAUCGAGCCCCUCGCAGCUUCCACCAUGGCCGAGCAUCUGUUGCAGAGAGAGGAGGUGGUUCCUGGAACGGUGAUGUACAAAAUGUCCAACGAAGGGGGACAAUUUCCAGGUCCUGGUACAGCGAGAGGGCUGUUCCAGCCCCGGAGGCACACGCGCUAUUUGGAGCUCCUCGUCGUGGUGGACAAGGCAGGGUUUGACACCUUUGGCAGAAGCAUAACCAAUGUGACCAAGAAAGUUAUUGAAAUAAUCAAUCUGGUGGAUGGACUGUUUUAUUCUUUCCGCCUUCGUGUUUUGAUAACUGCACUCGAGGUUUGGGUGGAGAAGAACCCUAUCCGUGUUACAGAAAACAUAACCGAGGUCCUUCAUAAUUUUAAUCUUUGGCGGAAGAAGCAGAGCCGCGUGUACGCCGUGCAUGACGUGAUGUGUCUGUUUGGUCACGGUACGAGAGCACUGCACGUGGGUGGCGAGUCCAACUUUGCCAGCGCAUGCGACAGAGCACGCGCCUCGGCUGUUGUAUCGUUUGCCAAACGGCCUUACAUGGACACUGCUGUCCACGUCGCUCGUGCGGUAGGGUACGUCCUUGGCAUGAACCAUGAUGCUGGAGACUGCAGAUGUGAAAACACCUCUAAAUGCAUCACGAGCGCGCACGGCACAGUGAACUAUCAGUUCAGCAACUGCAGCAAAAAGCACUAUUUGCAAUUUGUGGCAUCAGGGCAAGGAUUCUGCCUUAAUAACGCCCCAGAAUCGCUAAGGACAUUUGCACAGCGGCGCUGCGGGAAUGGUGUCCUGGACGCUGGGGAGGAGUGCGACUGCGGCUCAGAAGCACUGUGUAAACUGGACCGUUGCUGUGACAGUAACUGUUGGAAAAAAGAAGGAGCCAUUUGCACUUCUGGAGGCUGCUGUAAGAACUGCAAGCCUCUUCCAGAAGGAGAAGUGUGUAGGGAGAGUGCCCAUCCGUGUGACUUGCCCGAGUAUUGCAAGGGGACAUCUGAGCAUUGCCCAGCAGAUGUGGCCAAGCAGGAUGGGACCGUGUGCGCCGAGGACGGGUACUGCUAUUCAGGGAAGUGCCAGUCGCACACCUUACAGUGUAUGCGGAUCUUUGGCAAGGAAGCAAAGGCUGCUCCACUGCUGUGCUUCCAGGAGGUGAACAUGAAAGGCGACCGGUUCGGCAAUUGCUGGGGCGACGGGGCAGAGGUCAACUUUCAGAAGUGUAAGCUGGAAAAUGUCUUAUGUGGGAGGGUGUGGUGUACGAAUGUUAGACAUCUGCCUCAGCUGGAAGAUCACACAAGCAUCGUUCAGACUCUGGUGGGCGAUACCUGGUGCUGGGGCACAGACUACCACUUGGGUGUGGACGUUCUGGAUGCUGGAGCCAUCAGGGACGGCACGCAGUGCGGGGAGAAGAUGAUCUGCGUUAAUCGGACGUGCGUUCCCAAGGAGAAGUACUUGACAUCCCGCUGUUCUGCCGAGAGAACGUGUGGAGGAAAAGGAGUCUGCAACACGAGAGGGAACUGCCACUGCGACAGCGGCUGGGCACCUCCCCACUGCGAGGUCCUCGGCUUCGGAGGAGGUGUGGACAGUGGGCCCGCACCGGUCACUAAAAAGGGGCUUACUAGGUUCAUCUUUGAGAUUAUCGGAAUAACCCUUGCUGUUCUGGUACUCACAGCACUUGUCGUUGUGCACGUGAGAAAGCUCAGAGCAACCCGAGCAUGGAACAGACUCGUCAGAUGCUUUGGAGCUAAAGAAUGGGCUCCUGAGGAGCAUGUGAAGGACCGGGCAGAAGCUGAUGCCUCCAGGCCAGGUGAGAGUCAGAACUGCCCUGUGUAG